UUCACGGCCCUGUGUUCUCCCCCUGUUUUGUGGAAUGUGGAGACCAUCUGCUACGUCACCCUCAAAUCAAACCGCCUGGGGUUUCGUCGUCUGAAAACUUUUCAAAAGGCUAUAAAACAUUAAGUGAACCCCUCCGGACACAGCGGCCCCUCCGAACACCGUCGGGAGACAUUUGCUGAUUGCCUGCCGUGUUUUGGUAACACUUCCCUCCCGGGGGGACGCUCGUCUCUGUCUCCAUGGUAACGCCGUGGACGCCCAGCCUCGGCGUCGUCGCGUUGAGCUGCCUGCAAGGGGGCGGAACCGCGGAGAGGGACGACGGGGCUUCGAUCGUUUCCCCCCAGUGAGCGGCGGGAUCGGCCGAAGAUGCCAUUUCAUGACGGAGUCUACUACCCCUACACCGCUGACACCCAGGGGACUCAUUCGUCCGCGGGCAUCCCCUCCCUGCUGAAUUCGCCGCUCAGCCACCACUCAGCGACCGGCAUGACUCCGUCCAGCGGCGCCGCCACGGUCCUCCCCUUCAAGUUUCGCCCACGUCGGGAGAGCGUGGACUGGCGGCGGAUCAACGCCGUGGACGUGGACAUGGUGGUGAGCCAGCUGGAUGUGGACGCCCUUCAGGAGCACGUCAGCAUGGUGACCUUCUGCAGCCUGGACGGGGAGCGGUGCCAGCGGUGCCAGAGCCCCGUGGACCCGGCGCUGGUCAAGCUGCUGCGGCUGGCCCAGCUCACGGUGGAGUGGCUCCUGCACUGUCAGGAAUUUCUCACCCUCAACCUGCGCGGCGCGGAGGAGCAGCUGGCCGCCGCCGGCAGGGAGCGCGGCCAGCUGCUGGCCCAGCAGAAGCAGCAGGAGGAGAGGGCGAAGAUGCUGAUGGCCGAGCUGAAGCAGAGGAAGAAGGUCAUCCGCACGCAGCAGUCCAUGCUCACGCCGCGAAUCAUCAGCAGCCACAAGUGUCUCCACUGUGAGAAAUCCUUCCUUAACUCCUCGUUUCUUCAGAACCACAUGCAGCGCCGUCACCCCGAUGAGUAUGAGAUACAGUUGUGCUCGGACAGUGAGAAGAAAUCUCAGAUUGAAAGUCUCAAACUGGAGAUCAGCAGUCUGAAGGAGCAGCUUGUUCAACAACAGCAGGCCCUACAGACCAAAGCAGCUCAGGAGAAAGAGCAGCUGUCCCUGCACAAAGACCUGCUGAAAGAGCUGGACCGCUUUAAGGCUGAGGAGAUGGCGCGCAUGGAGAGAAAGAUCGAGGACAGUAGGGAUGGCAUGCGCAGGGAGAUGGAAUUUCUUUACACAAGAAAUAUUCAAGCUCUUAAUGAAGCUAAUCAGAGUCACACAGCCAAGAUCGAAAAACCAGCCAGCCCUGUUCACCCAAAGGCAGAAAGGGAGCUGGACAUCUACAAAGAGAUGCAGAUACAAGCCAUCCAGAAGCUGGAACAGCAGCUAAAGAAACAGGAUAAAAAGUGGGAAUUGAGGCUACAAGAAAUUAAAACCCAUCACGAAUCUGAAAAGAAUGAGUUGCUGAACGAGCUGAGCAGGAUGCAGCUGUCAGUGUCCGACCACCAGGAGCAAAGCCAACGGCUGCAGCAGGAGAUGAGCAAGAGACUGCAGGAGAAGGAGCAAACCAUCAGGGCUCAGAGAGAGCAGAUAAAGAACAUUUCCUCAAAUCCACCCACCAAAAUAGUAGAAGUACCAGUUGCUGUUAGCGUUGCAGCACCGGAGCCUAAAUCAAGGAGACCUGAAGUUGACUUGAGCAGCAUCACCGAUAGGAGAACUGUGGAGAAGAAGCCAGGGCCUGUGCCGGAGAAGAAACAAAGAGUGAGCAUCGGUGCACUCAAAAGUAACCCCAGCAUCAUAAGAGAGAUGCGACCAGAGCUGGAGCAGGCCGCCAUCGCAAGACUGGAGGACCUGGGGGUCAAGCCUGACCAGAGUGGUCUGAAGAACAAAGAGCUCACCUCCAUCUUGUCUAAGGUUCAUUCAAUGCGAAACAGUGUUGCGAAGGGGAUGUCGGACUACUGGCUCCACCGCCAGGAGAUAGCCACUGCUGUGGAAAAGAAGCUGGGCCAUCACAGGAGAGGCAGCGACCCUGCUCCUGAAACACAGGCCAGAUCCAGAUCAGUCCAAGCGUUACAAAUCAGGCCUCGAUCCAGUAGCCUUCCCUCCAGAGCGGUACAGGUGAUGUCUGGACCUGCUGUCAAACAGCCCAAGACCCCACAGCCAACGCCAAGAACCAAAACCACAACCCAACCUAAGACAUCCACACCCCACAACAAGACGACUCCAAGGACCUUUGUAACCAAGACACCUCCUUUCAGCUCAGAUGAGGAAUCCGAGGAAGAAGUGUCAGACAUAGAGGUGGAGAAAGACGUGAGGGCCAUAUCACCACAGCGUCGACCUCCACAGCGUCAGGCACCUCCAGUCCAAAGUCGAGCAAGCAGAGCCAAUCCGCUCCAGACCAGGCAACCUCCAGCCAGACACUUUUUUUCCUCCAACCCUCAGCAAUCUCGUGGGUCGGUGGGUGUAGUGACCAAGACAACAGUCACGAUGGUGGGGAGUGAUGACGACGACGAUGAUGAUGAUGAUGAUGAGUCGUCAGAAGUCAGCGAGCUGAUUGAGCCCAUACAGCUUCAGAGUACCAGAGACCAGAACAGCAACAUGGACAGGAGAAGCCUUGGUAAAGAGAACAAAAUUAGUGACCUGGCCAAAAAAAUGGAGAAGCAGUUUACAGAGAGAGUGAUAAAGAAACCUGCAGGGGCAGUCAGCAUCUUACCAGAAAGGAAGGACGUGGUGCAGGAACUGAUGUUCUCAGAUCCAGAGGAGAGCAGUGACUGGGUGGUCUCCUCCUUAGAGGAAAGGCAGGAAGGGUCUAAACCGGCCCAGAGCUCUGGACCACUGAGGAGGAGCCUGGACUCACAGUCCACCAGUGUAUGGGGAACCUCUACAGGGAAGGGCCCCAAAUCAGGUCUGACUGAAGCUGGAACAGGAAGCACUCUGAAGAGCAGCCUGUGUUCCCUCAGUGACAUCAGUGACUCUGAGGACAUUAGCAAUAAAUAAGUAAAAACUACAGCUGAUCAGGUGAUGUAGCACCUCACCAAGAACACACACUAAGACCUCAGUGUCUUCUGACAUUAGUAUAGCACAGUUUGCCAAAUAGCCUUUUUUGUUCUGUAAUUCCAUGGAAACUGAAACACCAGCAAUAUAUAAGAAAAGGGAUAUUUUUGUAUAGAAAAGACCAUCUGAUAUCUGUGUUGGAAAGACAUGAGAUUACUUUACUCUGAAUUUUCAUUUUUAGCUUCAGCCUUGUGCCAACUGUAGUUUGCCCCGUUUUUCACUCUCUUCUAUGUACAUUCAAUGUAGUCGAACUCGCGCUCCCAAGUUUGCACAUUUUGUUUGUACAUUUUGUACAAUUUUAUAAUACUUUUUGUACAGAAAAUAUAUAUUCAACAAUAAAAAAAAUCUCAAAAGAAA
Molecule: messenger RNA, 3456 nt
Organism: Betta splendens (Siamese fighting fish)
Lineage: Eukaryota; Metazoa; Chordata; Actinopteri; Anabantiformes; Osphronemidae
Gene: dzip1
Product: DAZ interacting zinc finger protein 1
Exons: 18
Coding region: 364-3042 (892 amino acids)
Biological process (GO): cilium assembly
Cellular component (GO): ciliary basal body; cytoplasm
Source: RefSeq, a predicted model, not a curated record